AUUCCACAGGCGCUACACAUCUUCUUGAUACUAUUUACAACAGACAAAAAAGCACUGCUACUAUAUUUCGUCAUCAUUGCUAUUCCGAAGCAACUAUAUUCUCUCCUUACUGGUUUCGGCCAACAGGGUCGACCGUUUGUAUCUUCUCCUGCGAUUCAUUCCGCUGCUUUUAAUACCCAAAAGAGAUCCCCUUCAACGCAUCAUUUCACACCAUUCCCUGUUCUGCGUAUCUACAUCCAGCAGCGCAGGGGAAUGAGAAUUGCCACAUUACAGUUCGCCCCAAAAUUGGGGGAUGUGGAAGGCAACAUCAGACGGGCCGAUGAAUUGCUACAGCAUGGCAAAGUGCUCGGAGGUGUUGGGAUUGGGGUCGACAUCUUGAAGCCGGAUAUUCUGAUAUUGCCUGAGUUAGCUUUAACUGGCUAUAACUUCCCUUCGCUGGAGGCUAUCAAGCCAUAUCUGGAGUCUGCGGGGAAGGGACCAUCAGCUACCUGGGCACGAGAAACUGCUAGACGCUACCGAUGCAAAGUGUGCGUUGGGUAUCCUGAAGUCGAGGAAGCUGGGGCAAGCCAAAUGGAUGGUUCGGAUAGUCAGCAGGAGAUGUACUACAACUCUCUUCUUGUAGUAGACGAGAAAGGGGAAGUUUUACACAACUAUCGCAAGACGUUUUUGUACUAUACGGAUGAGACAUGGGCCGCAGAGGGGGAUGUGAAGAGGGGCUAUCGUGAGCUUACCUUUGGAAAUUCGCCAGAACAGAAUUCUCCAAGCACCAACGUCGCCACUUCGUUCGGAAUAUGCAUGGAUAUCAACCCGUAUAAGUUUGAGACACCAUUCACUGCAUGGGAGUUCGCAAACCGAGUGCUGGAUUCAAAAUCUCAACUAGUCGUCCUUUCUAUGGCUUGGCUGACAUCGUUGGGCCGGGAAGAACUCGACGCUCUCGCUGGGGAACCGGAAAUGGAUACCUUUAACUACUGGAUCCAGCGGUUUUGGCCCCUCAUCAAGAAACGAUUGCGUCAUGAGGUUAACUUUGAUGGGGAUGAUGCUGAGUCUGGCAAGAAGACGGUUAUUGUUUUUGCGAAUCGGGCGGGAGAGGAACCAGGUCCUGAGGGAACCAACCCGGCUCUGUACGCUGGCACAAGUGCUAUUAUUGCUGUCACGCAACGGACGCGCCGCCCCCCGGCUGAUGGAGAAACUAGUGCUGCGAACAGAGGUCCUGGGAAUGGGUCCGAUGAGGAUCAGAGUGGGGACAAGGAUACAUCGCCGUUUGAUGUGAAAAUACUCUGCUGGGAUAUGAUGGCCGCGACAGCCGAAGGAAUCUGCUUUGCGGAUACAACGAUGGACCCAAAAAUGGUUUUCGGCCUAGUUAAAGCUAGUAGAUAAUGUGAUUGGGCUUUGGGGAAGUAUCCAAGGCUCAGGAGAUAAUAGUAGUAUCCUUUCAAAAAUGUCGGUCGAUGGGAAGUAUAACAUGUUUGAGUCUGUUAUCGCGCGAUCUAGA
Aspergillus caelatus is the source of this 1492-nucleotide messenger RNA. RefSeq names its product putative protein N-terminal asparagine amidohydrolase. Gene Ontology annotation, molecular function: protein-N-terminal glutamine amidohydrolase activity; protein-N-terminal asparagine amidohydrolase activity. The transcript has 2 exons. The coding region runs from base 253 to 1377 and encodes 374 amino acids. The record is from RefSeq and is a predicted model, not a curated record. Lineage: Eukaryota; Fungi; Ascomycota; Eurotiomycetes; Eurotiales; Aspergillaceae. Gene Ontology annotation, biological process: protein catabolic process.